Messenger RNA from Aspergillus steynii IBT 23096, 530 nucleotides. RefSeq lists its product as uncharacterized. The record is from RefSeq and is a predicted model, not a curated record. The transcript has a single exon. The coding region runs from base 162 to 440 and encodes 92 amino acids. NCBI's taxonomy places the organism in Eukaryota, Fungi, Ascomycota, Eurotiomycetes, Eurotiales, Aspergillaceae.
CUUCCGCUCCCGCUCCCGCAAAAUAGCACCAUGGAAACGAGAGACGUCGCGACUUGUCCGCUUAUUCUUAAUAUUGGCGGACGAGGGGAGAUCAUCUUCGCGGUCCGAAAAAAAGGUUCAAGUUUGUAACGGACGGCACAUUCCCGAGUUUCGUGGAACACAUGAUGGCCCGAAUGUCCCUAAAUGAAUUAAUAAUUUUCGGAUGGAGGAAAAUAUCACACAGGUGUGGUCUGAUGUUUUUUUUUUUUUUUUUGUCUCCUCACCCGUCAAGGGGCUGUAUGCGCAGGAAGCAAGGGACCAAAUGGCGGGAUAUGAAGAUCGCCUUCACCUAUCUUCAAUUAGUUAAGCGAGCUAGUGGUGUCAACGUCUCUAUCGGCGCUGCCGAAGCUUCACGGCCGAGGAGCAGUCUAGACUGGGUUGCUCUAUAUGAUCCGAAGUGACAGGCCACGUCGUCUGACGUGGACGCCCGGCAUGCAUCUCUCAUGACAUUUACUCCGUAGAGUCGAGCCAUAUUAUGGUCGGCCUUGCUG